This is a messenger RNA of Rhodamnia argentea, 683 nucleotides long. RefSeq lists its product as uncharacterized. The transcript has 2 exons. The coding region runs from base 274 to 675 and encodes 133 amino acids. NCBI's taxonomy places the organism in Eukaryota, Viridiplantae, Streptophyta, Magnoliopsida, Myrtales, Myrtaceae. The record is from RefSeq and is a predicted model, not a curated record. Gene Ontology annotation, molecular function: electron transfer activity.
GAACCGAAAGCCGUAAUCUAGAAGCAUGUUGUAUUAAUUGACUCGUUCAAAAUCCUGGGCAAAACGUCUUCUGUUCAUUCUUGAAUUCAAUCUUCUUUUUCUCCUUUUCUUUUGCCAACCAAGUUGAGAAGAUUUAGCUCCGGCCAUUCUUGAAAGAAAAUGAGUAUAUAAACCCCCGUUGAUAAACCUCGAAACUCACUUCAACUGCAAAAACAAUUUAACCUCAUUGUUUUUCAGUACAUCAGAGAGAUCUUUUGAGAAUAUUUUAGCGAAAUGGCAGGACUGAGGUAUGCCGGAAUGGUGUUGCUGGUGAUAGCUGCGACCAUGGCGAUGACCGAGGCCAAGACUACUGUUGUUGGUGGAUCUGAGAACUGGCGUUUCGGCUACAACUACACUGACUGGGCUCUUAAGAACAGUCCCUUCUACAUCAACGACAAACUAGUGUUCAAGUUCGAUGCUCCCCACAACGUGUACUUGCUGCCCAACCUUUAUAGCUACAUCAAGUGCGACUUCAGGGGUGCGAAACUUCUCUCCGAUGCGCCAAACGGCGCUGGAGAAGGGUUCGAGGUCGUGCUGAACCAAUGGAGGCUGUACUACUUUGCUUCCUCUAAUGACAAGGACUGCUCCGAUGGCUUGAUGAAGUUCUUCGCCAUGCCGCUACCUCAUUGGGAUUGAUUGGGAUG